Porites evermanni is the source of this 413-nucleotide messenger RNA. The record is from the annotation of a GenBank genome assembly. Lineage: Eukaryota; Metazoa; Cnidaria; Anthozoa; Scleractinia; Poritidae.
AUGGCUGCAUGCUUUAUGAAAACCAAAGACAGCUCUGGGUCUGGAGAGUUUAGAGGACAGACAUCACUAACAUCGCUGCUGGAAUGUACCUCUGAUAUUUCCUGCCACCUAAGACGUUUCUUUCUUUCAUGGGAAAAUAUUUCCGAGUACCAGCUAAUUUUGAAUCGAGCGGGCCAAUUUCAUCUAAGCGAAGGAAGUAUUGCAGAAAUGUGUUUCCUCGGCACCGAGGAAAAUUGGGAACAUACUGGAAAUGCCCAACAACUGCUUGCCAGUACCCUGAUCACAAGGGAAAACAAGAAGCGGUAAAAGGAGACCGAGUUUUCAAUGUGCAGAUGGGAAGAGAUAUAUUUCAAGAUUUCGGAGUUACUAUUCCAGUUGGAUCACGUAAGCAGUUUUUCUGUGAUAUAAAAUAA